GUCCGGACGCCGUAUAAAGGAUCUCCUCAAAGCACGUGAUUCCUCUCCCCCGAACCGCUGCCGCCAUCAUGGACACGAGUCGUGUGCAACCUAUCAAACUAGCCAGGGUCACCAAAGUGCUGGGCAGGACCGGUUCUCAGGGCCAGUGCACGCAGGUGCGCGUGGAAUUCAUGGACGACACGAGUCGCUCCAUCAUCCGCAACGUGAAAGGCCCCGUGCGCGAGGGCGACGUGCUCACCCUACUAGAGUCAGAACGAGAGGCUCGGAGGCUGCGUUGAGUUGGCGUCUGGGUCCUGGAUGUCUAGGUGGAAGACAUGGCCCCUGGGGAUGCCAUUUGACUGUUAAUAAAAGCAUUUGUAUUGCGUGUAAAUUCAA
Messenger RNA from Artibeus jamaicensis (Jamaican fruit-eating bat), 375 nucleotides. RefSeq names its product ribosomal protein S28 (gene RPS28). The transcript has 4 exons. Lineage: Eukaryota; Metazoa; Chordata; Mammalia; Chiroptera; Phyllostomidae. Gene Ontology annotation, cellular component: cytosolic small ribosomal subunit; ribosome. Bases 69 to 278 code for a protein of 69 amino acids. Gene Ontology annotation, biological process: translation; ribosomal small subunit assembly; maturation of SSU-rRNA. Gene Ontology annotation, molecular function: structural constituent of ribosome. The record is from RefSeq and is a predicted model, not a curated record.